AGACCACAACACCAAGUCCCACAUAAUAUAACAACGUGGGAUUUCUCAAAAAGCUUGGAAUUACAAGUCCACAUAGACCACAAGAGAGAGUGAGAGAGAAGUUAAAAAAACAGAAAAUGAAGAAAGAAAAGUUGGUAUUUAUGAUAGCUUUUGCGGUGUUGGCUGCUUCAUGUGCAGGUUCUUGUAAUGAUCAGCAGCUGAAGUGGAGGAAAUGGGGGCCUUCAAGUAGCAGCCCAUCAUCAAUCAAUAGACUUGGCUCAUCAAUCAUAUUCCCACUCUAUGGGAACGUUUAUCCCAAUGGGUUUUAUUUUGUUCAAGUUUAUCUGGGAUAUCCUCCAAAGCCGUACUUUCUUGAUCCUGAUACAGGCAGUGAUCUCACUUGGCUUCAAUGUGAUGCCCCGUGUGUUCGUUGCACUACGGGGUUUCACCCGCUUUAUCGACCAAGCAACGAGCUCGUUAUCUGUAAAGAUCCCCUCUGUGCUUCUCUCCACUCCCAAGAUUAUAAUUGUGACAACCCAGAACAAUGCGAUUAUGAAGUUGAGUAUGCAGACGGAGGUUCAUCCCUUGGAGUUUUGGUCAAUGAUUUCUUUACUCUGAACCUCACCAGUGGAGUUCGCAUGAGUCCUCGUCUGACUAUCGGGUGUGGCUAUGAUCAGCUACCUGGAGCAUCCGAUCACCCCUUGGAUGGAGUUCUUGGCCUUGGAAAAGGGAAAUCAAGCAUUGUUUCACAACUUCGUGAACAGGGAGUAAUGAAGAAUGUCAUCGGCCACUGUUUAAGUGGGCAGGGAGGGUUCCUUUUCUUUGGAGAAGAUGUUUAUGAUUCUUCACGCGUAACAUGGACAUCAAUGGCACGGGAUUACACAAAGCACUACGCAGCUGGAUCUGCAGAACUUCGUUUUGGUGGGAAAAGCACAGGAUUCAAGAACCUUAAUGUAAUUUUCGACAGUGGGAGCUCUUACACGUACUUCAGUUCUCACAUUUACCACACUCUUCUUUCUUUGAUAAACAAAGAACUAAGAAGGACGUCCCUGAGAGAAGCAACGGAUGAUCACACCCUUCCAUUCUGCUGGAAAGGCAAGAAACCUUUCAAGAGCACACGUGAUGUCAGGAAAUACUUCAAACCUCUAUCGUUGAGCUUUCCCAAUGGUUGGAGAGCUAAAGCUCAGUUCGAAAUUCCUCCUGAAGGAUAUCUCAUAAUCUCAUCAAAGGGCAACGCGUGUUUGGGAAUUCUAAACGGCACUGAUGUGGGAUUGAGCAAUUUCAACAUGAUUGGAGAUAUAUCGAUGCAGGAUAAAAUGUUGAUCUAUGAUAAUGAGAAGCAUGUAAUAGGAUGGACACCUGCCAAUUGUGACCAGCGCCCCACGUCCAAUUCUGUUGCCAAAUAAUCAGCAUGAUAUAGAUAUUAUUUUUCAUGUGAUCUCUGUGAAUAUAUAUAAAUAUAUUAAUUCAGUAAACUGAACAAGAACUGUAGCCCGUUUAUAUUCACCACUUGAAUCUUGUGGUGCAGUUCGACCGAUGUGCUUGAUAUAAUGUAUCAUGAGUGCUUCUCUAUUAAAUCCACCAAACUAUUGAGUAUAGUAGGUUUGAGGUUUUAGUCAUAAGGGACAGGAAUAUAUAAAACAGUGUCCCAAUACCUCGCCAAACGAAAAUCUGUUUACCGAUGGCUUGUUCUUGACAAAUAGAGAAAUUUCAAUCCCAGGGAAUGGGAAAGCUAACUAUGGAACAUGUUAUUGCACGUUGUUUUGUCAUGUUAAACUUGCCAUUCUGGUCAAGAAACUUUGGACUUCCAUUAAAAACAAUUUCUGGAUAGAGUUGCAGACCAAGGUUUUAGUACAGUAGUAUAUUUACAAAGGAAUCAAGUGAAACAACAAAUCUUAUUGUCUAGUCUCGUGCAUGAAUGCUACAUCCUAACCAUACAACAGAAAGAACGAACAAAUCCAAGACAUUGUAAGGUUCUAACCAUUACAAGAAUGCCCUACUUGUUGCGCUUGCAGAUAUAAACUCAGUUUCACUCUAAUCCAGCCAUUCUCUGCUGUUCGAUCU
Messenger RNA from Sesamum indicum (sesame), 2043 nucleotides. Its product is annotated as Eukaryotic aspartyl protease family protein. Lineage: Eukaryota; Viridiplantae; Streptophyta; Magnoliopsida; Lamiales; Pedaliaceae. Gene Ontology annotation, molecular function: aspartic-type endopeptidase activity. The record is from RefSeq and is a predicted model, not a curated record. Gene Ontology annotation, biological process: proteolysis.